This is a messenger RNA of Penicillium waksmanii, 969 nucleotides long. Its product is annotated as shikimate dehydrogenase family protein. Lineage: Eukaryota; Fungi; Ascomycota; Eurotiomycetes; Eurotiales; Aspergillaceae. Gene Ontology annotation, molecular function: shikimate 3-dehydrogenase (NADP+) activity. Gene Ontology annotation, biological process: shikimate metabolic process; chorismate biosynthetic process. The record is from RefSeq and is a predicted model, not a curated record. The coding region runs from base 1 to 969 and encodes 322 amino acids. The transcript has a single exon.
AUGGAUAUUCUACAACAAUCGUACGCAUACGGCAGGUCGCCACUCAUCUCCACGUCGAAAUCGGUGCCUCACAAUGCGCUCCUCUUCGGGGCAAAUAUCUCAAAGUCUCUAUCACCGCUCCUCCAUGGCAUCCUCUUCAAGUCGAAAAACGCAAUCUGGCGCUACGGCAAGGUGCAGACGACUGACCAGGCCGAGUUCAAGGCUCGGCUCACUGCAAGCGACAUGAUUGGGACUUCUAUCACGAUGCCUAAUAAGGUGACAUUUGGCAAGGCUCUGGAUCAUCUCACCGAAGAAGCACGCGUCAUCGGGGCAGUGAAUACCUCAUUUGUCAGAGUGGCCCCAGAUGGACGCCGCCUCCAUAUUGGCACGAAUACAGACUGUGUCGGGAUUCGUGAAGCAAUUUUACACCGACACUUCUCCGCCAAAUCAGUGACCGGCGGCAGAGCAGCGAUGGUGGUAGGCGGAGGAGGAGCUGCACGCAGCGCCAUAUACGCCUUGUGGAAAUGGUUCGGACCAUCGGAGAUCUAUAUCGUCAACAGACUUGAGUCCGAAGUUGAGGAUAUAGUGAAACACUUCACGGUCGCAAUUCCAAGCAUUAAGCUCUGCCAUAUAAAGUCAAUCGAUACUGCACAGCAAAUGCCAGCGCCGUACAUAAUCAUCGGAACCAUCCCCGAUUCUACUCCGACGCAGCCGGGCGAAAUCCUCUGUGCGAGAAUAUGCGACAUAUUUCUUCGUAAGUCGGAGAAAGGACUGCUCGUCGAUAUGUGUUAUAUGCCUUCUCCGCAGACAAAUCUCAUCAUAACUGCGCAAGGUCAAGGAUGGAAUACAAUUGCUGGGACUGAGGUGCUGGUACGGGUAUGCGUGGCUCAACAGAUUUUGUGGGUGGAGGAAGAACCAAAUGAAAUGGGCGUCCAGCAAGCGUUAGCGGCAAUUGGAGAGGAAACAAAGACAGAGCUGGUUAAACUGUAG